AUGGCAGACCAAGCAAAGCCGCGAAUUAUCCUAGGCCUCAUGGUUAUUGGACCCGAGGGAAGUCCGGGAGCACGUAUGACAAGUCUUGAUGACUUCAAACAGGCUCUCGACAUCUUCCAAGAUCGCGGGUAUAAUGAGCUUGACACAGCACGUGUGUAUAUCGGUGGGGAGCAGGAGUCAUUCACGAGAAAAGCUGGUUGGAAGGAGAGAGGCUUAAGCAUGGGCACGAAAAUAUGGCCGCUUCCCGUAGGGUCUCACGCACCAGGGCCGUUGAAAGAGACUUUCGAGACCAGUUUGAAAGAGCUUGGGACCGACUCGGUAGACAUCCUCUACCUUCACUCUCCGGACCGCUCAGUUCCAUUCUCAACUACACUCGCAGCGAUAAACGAGCUGCAUAAAGCGGGAAAGUUCUCCAGACUUGGCCUAAGCAACUAUACCUCUUUCGAGGUCGCCGAAAUCGUCAUGACGUGCCAGCACAACGGUUGGGUACGCCCCACAGUCUACCAAGCGAUCUACAACUGUUUGUUUAGAACGAUUGAAGCCGAGCUGAUCCCGACGUGCCGCCGGUACGGCAUCGCCGUCGACGCCUACAGCCCAACGGGAGGUGGCUUCCUGCUAGGCAAAAUAACGACCAAAGAUGACGACCCGAAGGAAGGGAGAUUCGCUGCUGGUCCAUUUCAACACCUGACGCGUGGACGAUACUUUCGAGACGGCAUCAUUGAAGGCGCACGCCUGAUUCGUGAAGCGGCUGAAUCACGGGGCCUAAGUCCACUCGAGUUAGCCGUGCGUUGGUUAGUACACCAUUCACAGUUACAAGUCAAAGGUGGGCACGACGGGAUCGUGAUCGGCUUCUCCAACUUGCAACAGUUAAGGGAUAAUCUCGACUACCUUGAAAAAGGGCCACUAGAUAAAGAGAUACUUGCAGUGUUAGAAAAGGCUUGGCAGCUGUCUAAAGGGGAUAUGGAGGCGUAUUGGCAAUUCCCAAUGGAGUACGCCUAUGAUACCAAAGAAGUGCUUUUUGGGCCGGAGCGCAGUCAGUGA
This is a messenger RNA of Annulohypoxylon truncatum, 1041 nucleotides long. Its product is annotated as Aldo/keto reductase. Gene Ontology annotation, molecular function: oxidoreductase activity. The record is from RefSeq and is a predicted model, not a curated record. The coding region runs from base 1 to 1041 and encodes 346 amino acids. Lineage: Eukaryota; Fungi; Ascomycota; Sordariomycetes; Xylariales; Hypoxylaceae. The transcript is spliced from 3 exons.